This is a messenger RNA of Drosophila arizonae, 1694 nucleotides long. It is a transcript of the gene Cyp4ae1, whose product is annotated as Cytochrome P450 4ae1. NCBI's taxonomy places the organism in Eukaryota, Metazoa, Arthropoda, Insecta, Diptera, Drosophilidae. Gene Ontology annotation, molecular function: oxidoreductase activity, acting on paired donors, with incorporation or reduction of molecular oxygen; iron ion binding; monooxygenase activity. The record is from RefSeq and is a predicted model, not a curated record.
UUAUAAUAACCAUUCUUUUUAGAGUAUACAACAAUGUUGCUCGGAUUGUUGUUGAUUGCUUUGCUAGUGGUUGGCCUGCGCUUUGUGCUGCAGCUGAUCAAAAGGGAGUGGAGGCACCGUCAGCUGCUGCAGCAUGUGGCGCCCAAUGUGUCCCGCAUACCAGUGAUUGGAGGCGUCUGGCAGAUGCGCAGCUUCCAGCCGGACAAUCUGCACGAGAAGUUUGCGGAGUAUGUGGCGCGUUACGGGCGCAGCUUUGUGGCCACCACGUUUGGACGUAUGGUGCUGGUCACCGCAGAUCCGAAGCAUGUGGACGCACUGCUCUUGAGCAAACAACAUCUGCGCAAGAGCGUCGUCUAUGGCGCCCUGGGUGGCUGGCUGGGCAAUGGUCUGUUGCUCAGCCGGGGCGAGCACUGGCAUGCCAUGCGCAAAGUAAUAACGCCCUCGUUCCACUUCAGCAUACUGGAGCAAUACGUCAAGAUCUUUGACAGCCAGUGCAAUGUCCUGGUCGGCAAACUGAAGCCGCUGGCCGCGUUGGGCAGCGAGAGUCCGCAAGCCUUCAACAUAUAUCCUUAUAUGUGCCUGACGGCCCUGGACAUCAUCAGCGAGGCGGCCAUGGGCGUCAGUCUGGAUGCGCAGGAGAAUGUGGAGGCGCCCGUGGUGCAGGCAGUCAAGGACGUGACCAACAUUUUGGCGACUCGUUUCAUGCGACCGCAUCUGCUGCCGCCGCUGUUCUUCCGCCUGCUCUGGCCCAGUGGCUAUCGCAAGCUGUGGAUGGGCAUCAAGUGCCUGCACGACUUCACCGACGAGAUCAUCGAGCGGCGCUGCCAGCUGCUGCACACGGAGCAGCAGGGGACGGCUGCUCUGCUGGACACAUUGCUGCAGGCACGUUUGGAUGGCGCACCUCUCACAGAUGCCCAGAUCCGCGACGAGGUGAGCACAUUCAUCUUUGCUGGUCACGAUACGACCACAUCCGCGGCGUCCUUUUGCUUGUAUCUGCUGUCGCGGCAUGCGGCAGUGCAGCAGCGCUUGUACGAGGAGAUUCACUCACACUAUGGCACGGCCAUGAAUCGGCCCGUCGUCCAUGCUGACUUCGCUGAUCUGCCCUAUUUGCACUGCGUAAUCAAGGAGUCGCUGCGCCUCUAUCCGCCCAUUCCAGCUGUGGGUCGUUGUCUGGAAAAGGACUUGCCAUUAGCAGAGACGGGCGAAGCUAGCGGGACACGGGUGCCAGCCGGCACGAAUGUCCUUGUGCUGCUCUGGCAGCUGCAGCGCGAUGAGGAACUGUACGAAGAGCCCUUGCGCUUCUGGCCAGAGAGGCAUUUAGAGAAUAGAAUGACCGACACGGGAUCUGGCAAAUACACCACCAGCUAUAUACCCUUCAGUGCAGGCCCGCGCAACUGCAUUGGCCAGCGCUUUGCUCUGCUCGAACUGAAGACAAUUGUGAUCAAACUGCUACGUCACUUCGAGCUGCUGCCAUUGGGCGCGGAGGUGAAGCCUUCAAUUAAAAUUGUUUUGCGCUCAGCCACAGGUGUUAAUCUGGGCCUGAAAAUGCGUGCUUGAAUGGUAUUUGCACUAAACGCUAUAUAAACGUGAUUUAAAAUUGAUUACGCUGCAGCGAUAAGUGCUGCUAGCCACUAUCGAUAAUUAUUGCAACGAUAAAUUAAUUGCAGUGCCAGUAAAAUUCAAAUUUAGGCAAA